AUCCGCAGCAUCGGAGCGCUCGCAAAACCUCGACACCUUCCUGAAUUAGUAGCCGCUAGCUUUAGCUGCUCCCCUUGGACCGGUCGAGCUUGAGCUGAUCACUAACCAGUUCUACCAGCUCGAUCAGCACCGUAACCUGAUGGAGUUCGACCUGCUGAAUUAUUACAGCCCGGAAGAAGCGCAGCUUGAGCUGAUGAACACGAUGCUCCAGCUGGAGCAGCUCACCGCGCUCGACGGCCAUCGUCAGUCGGCGAUGGCACCUGCCUCGCCGCCGAUAUCCCCGAUGCAGACCCACCAUGCAGGUCCCCACAGCUUCUCGCCUCUGCCACACACGUCGACGACCACGACCACGACCGCCACCGCCACCGGGUACCCAAAGAAGCAGCACGCACCGCCACGGGCCGUGUACGGCGCCGCCACUUCCAGCGGCCUCGAGCACCACCACCUCCAGCUCCAGGACGGGGGCGCGCUGCAGGCCGGGCCGUCGUCGGCGGCGGCGGCGUCGGCGGACGCGAUGCGGGAGGCGAUCUUCCGCAUCGCCGCGCUGCAGCCGGUGGAGGAUCAGACGACUACGGGCCCGGAGCCGGAGGCGGCGGUGCGGCGGGCCCCGAAGCGGCGCAACGUGCGCGUGUCCAAGGACCCGCAGAGCGUGGCGGCGCGGCUGCGGCGGGAGCGCAUCAGCGAGCGCAUCCGCGCCCUGCAGCGCCUCGUCCCGGGCGGCACCAAGAUGGACACGGCCUCCAUGCUGGACGAGGCCAUCCAGUACGUCAAGUUCCUCAAGUCCCAGCUGCAGUCCCUGCAGCGCGCCGCCGCCUCCCGCCACGCGCCGUGGCAGUACGCGCUCCUUCCCCACGCCGACAUGCUGUGACGAACACGAACGCAGUCUCCAUCGAUCGAUCGAUCGUUACCAUAGAGCUAGCUAGCUUAGCGCGCGCGUCGGUGGUCGUUGGCGUCUCGAGUACCGACGGGACACGACGACACGAACACGAUGGCCUCUGCUGAUGCUCUUGUACGUAGCGUUGUGUAAUUGGGCAUCAGCUGCCUCGUGUGAAGAUGUAGGAGCCUUGAUCGAUACAUUUGUUGCUGUAGCCGCCGCAUACGGCAUACCUUGCUAGCUCCAAUUUUUUGUUGGAGCCAGCCACAGCCGGUGCAUGCAUGCGCGUGAGUACGUGCUCUACCGCCCUACUAUACGUAGGCGGCUGUACAUUUACACUGUGCCCCUUUUUUUCCCAUACUCAGGCUAUCCGCAACCGUUACCACU
Messenger RNA from Zea mays, 1261 nucleotides. RefSeq lists its product as uncharacterized. Gene Ontology annotation, molecular function: protein dimerization activity; DNA-binding transcription factor activity. The transcript has a single exon. The record is from RefSeq and is marked provisional. NCBI's taxonomy places the organism in Eukaryota, Viridiplantae, Streptophyta, Magnoliopsida, Poales, Poaceae. Gene Ontology annotation, biological process: regulation of DNA-templated transcription. Bases 140 to 868 code for a protein of 242 amino acids.